CGCAGGCGCGUCCGCGAGACAGAAACAGUUCGGAAUACAGGAGCGCACGAACGCGCAGACACACGAAACACAUCCUGAGUUAUUAACCAGACAACAUACGAGUAUUAAAUCAUCAUGCCGGCCACAGAGAAGGACCUGGCGGACGACGCGCCGUGGAAGAAGAUCCAGCAGAACACUUUUACGCGCUGGUGUAACGAGCACCUGAAGAGCGUCAACAAACGCGUCGCGGACCUGCAGCUGGACCUGAGCGAUGGACUGCGACUCAUCUCUCUGCUCGAGGUGCUCAGCCAGAAGAAGAUGUACAGAAAAUAUCACGCCAGACCCACCUUCAGACAGAUGAAGCUGGUGAAGGUGUCGUUUGCGUUGGGGUUUAUUUUCUGGGAGGGGAUAUUAUGAUGGUGUUGUUCGUUGGUUUCUCUGGACAGCAAAGCGAUUGUGGACGGGAACCUGAAGUUGAUCCUGGGUCUGGUCUGGACCCUCAUCCUCCAUUACUCCAUCUCUAUGCCCGUCUGGGAGGAUGAAGACGACGAGGAAGCCAAGAAACAGACGCCCAAGCAGAGGCUGCUCGGCUGGAUCCAGAACAAAGUGCCCGACCUCCCCAUCACUAACUUCAGUCAGGACUGGAGGAACGGCCGGGCGCUGGGCGCUCUGGUGGACAGCUGCGCUCCAGGCCUGUGUCCUGACUGGGAGAUCUGGGACGGGGAGAAGCCGGUGGAAAACGCCACGGAGGCCAUGCAGCUCGCUGAUGAUUGGCUGGGAAUCCCACAGGUUAUUGCUCCAGAGGAGAUCAUUGACCCCAGUGUGGACGAGCAGUCAGUCAUGACGUAUCUGUCUCAGUUCCCCAAAGCCAAACUGAAGCCCGGAGCUCCUCUCAAACCCAAACUCAACCCGAAGAAGGCGCGCGCGUACGGCCCAGGCAUCGAGCCGACCGGGAACCGUGUGAUGCGUCCGGCUGUGUUCACGGUCGACACCUUCAGCGCGGGUCAAGGCCAGGUCACUGUCUAUGUUGAAGACCCAGAGGGCCGCAGAGAGGAGGUCAAACCUGUGCUCAAUGAAGGCAAAAAGACCUACAGCGUGACGUACAUCCCUCAGGUCAUGGGACCACACAAGGUCACUGUGCUUUUCGCUGGACAGCAAAUCCCAAAGAGCCCAUUUGAGGUGAACGUGGACAAAGCCCAGGGAGACGCCACUAAAGUCACGGCUAAAGGACCCGGACUGGAGCCGCUGGGCAACAUCGCCAACAAACCCACCUUCUUCGACAUCUACACCGCAGGUGCCGGAGUGGGUGAUGUGACGGCUGUCAUCAAAGACCCUCUGGGUAAUAAAAACACCGUGGAGGCCAUCAUGGAAGACAAGGGCGAGAGCGUCUUCCGCUGCACCUACAAACCCAUGCAGGCCGGCCCUCACACCAUCAACAUUACAUUCGGAGGCAUCGCCAUCCCUAAGAGCCCCUUCACCAUCAAUAUCGGCCCAGCGUCUGUUCCCGGUGCGUGUCGUGCCACCGGUCGAGGUCUGCAGCCCAGAGGGGUGAGAGUGCGUCAGGUGGCUGAUUUUAAGGUGGACACCCGUAACGCUGGUAGUGGCGAUCUGAAGGUCACUGUUAAAGGACCCAAAGGUCUAGAGGAGCCUGUGAAACAGAAGGACGCUUCAGACGGCGUUUACUCUUAUGAAUACUAUCCACACACACCUGGCAAAUACACCGUCACCAUCACCUGGGCCGGACAGCACAUUCUCAAGAGCCCCUUCGAGGUUCAGGUGGGCUCUGAAGCUGGACAGCAGAAGAUCCGUGCGUGGGGUCCGGGGCUGGAGGGAGGCGUUGUGGGCCAGCCUGCAGACUUUGUGGCCGAAUCCGUCGGAACUGAUGUCGGAGUUCUCGGCUUCGCCAUCGAGGGUCCGUCUCAGGCACGGAUCGAGUGUGAUGAUCAGAAUGACGGCUCGUGUAAUGUGAGGUACUGGCCCACCGAAUCGGGUGAAUACGCUGUCCAUGUCAUGUGUGAUGAUGAAGACAUUGAAGACAGUCCCUUCAUGGCCUUCAUCGUCCCUGAUAACAAAGCCAGCAACCCCAACCAGGUCAGGGCUUAUGGACCAGGACUGGAGAAGAAGGGCUGUAUCAUAAACAAACCUGCUGAGUUCACCGUCGAGGCCAAAGACGCUGGAAACGGACCACUGAGAAUCAUCGCACAGGAUGCAGAUGGCGUCCCCAUCGACGUGAAGGUGAAGAGCAAAGGUGAUAACGUGUACUCCUGCUCGUACACACCGACCUCGCCCAUCAAACACACGCUGGCUGUGACCUGGGGAGGCGUCAGUGUUCCCAGCAGCCCCUUCAGGGUGAAUGUUGGAAAGGGAAGCCACCCUCACAAAGUCAAAGUGUUUGGUCCAGGGCUGGAGAGAAGCGGACUGAAAGCUCACGAGCCGACACACUUCACCGUGGACUGCACAGAAGCUGGAGAAGGUGACGUCAGUGUUGGAAUCAAGUGUGAAGCUAAUGUUAUCAGCGAUAAGGAAGAGGAUGUUGAUUUUGACAUCAUUCCCAAUGCCAAUGACACCAUCACUGUCAAAUAUGUUCCUCCUGGAGCCGGACGCCUCACAAUCAAAGUCCUUUUUACUGAUCAAGAAAUCCCGGCCAGUCCGUUCCGUGUUAAAGUGGAUCCCUCACAUGACGCCUCCAAAGUGAAAGCAGAGGGACCCGGACUCGCCCGAGCAGGUUUGAUGUUGGAUUUGAUGAUAAACGUGGAGUGGAAAAACAACUUAAUUGUUUGUUUAAAAGGAGGUGGCUGGGAUAGUUUGUAUGUGCGUUUUUCUGGACCUAACAAAGGACAGCCUGUUCAAGGCUUUGAGAUCAUUGACAACUAUGACUAUUCCCACACCGUCAAGUACACACCGCUCCAGCAGGGAGAGAUGGUGAUAACCGUGACCUACGGUGGUGACCCUAUUUCUAAAAGCCCCUUCGCUGUCGGUGUUGCUGCUCCAUUGGACCUUAGCAAGAUCCAACUGAAUGGCCUGGAAAAUCGAGUGCAAGUGGGCGAGGAUCAAGAGUUCGCUGUUGGUACAAGAGGAGCAGGUGGACAAGGCAAGCUGGAAGUCAAGAUCACCAGCCCAUCAGGGAAGUCUGUGCCCUGCGUCGUGGAGCCUCAACCUGGUAAAGGAGCCAGUCUGGUGAAGUACAUCCCCAAAGAGGAGGGCGCCUACGUGGUGGAAGUCGUUUAUGAUGGUAAUCCAGUUCCAGGAAGCCCUUUCUCAGUUGAAGCCAUGCUGCCUCCUGAUCCCAGCAAGGUCAAGGCGUUUGGUCCAGGAUUGAAGGGUGGUCUUGUGGCGACCCCUGCUGAGUUUAGCAUUGACACCAAGGGUGCUGGAACUGGGGGACUCGGUCUUACCGUCGAGGGCCCAACCGAAGCCAAAAUGGAGUGCUCCGACAACGGCGACGGCACCUGCUCGGUGUCGUACCUCCCCACCGAACCUGGAGAGUAUCUAAUCAACAUUCUCUUCGAGGACGUCCACAUUCCUGGCUCGCCUUUCCACGCUGACAUCCAAUACCCGUUUGAUCCCACCAAAGUGGUGGCGUCCGGCUCCGGGCUGAAACGAGGCAAAGUAGGCGAGACCAGCGUGCUGAACGUCGACUGCGCCAAAGCUGGACCGGGCCAGCUGACCCUGGAGGCCGAGUCUGAUUCUGGAGUGAAAGCCAAGACUGAAGUUCUAAACAACAAAGAUGGGACCUACACGGUCACCUACGUCCCGCUGACGGCCGGUAUGUACACCCUACUGCUAAAGUACGGAGGGAAGACCGUCCCCAACUUUCCCGCCAAAGUGAACGUGGAUCCGGCUGUUGAUACCAGCAAAGUGAAGGUGUUUGGACCAGGAGUUGCAGGAGAAGGAGUUUUCAGGGAGGCCACGACAGACUUCACCGUGGAUGCACGAGCUUUGACCAAAGUUGGUGGGAAACACAUUAAAGCUCAUGUGAAGAACCCGUCAGGUGCUGCUACAGACUGUGUUAUUAGUGACAACGGUGACGGGACUUACAACGUGGAAUACACACCGUUUGAGAAUGGAGUCCACAGUGUGGAGGUUCUCUACGAUGAGACUCUGGUUCCAAAGAGCCCGUUCCAGGUCGGGGUGGGCGAGGGCUGUGACCCCUCACGUGUGCAGGCCAAGGGCCCGGGUCUGGAAGAAGCACUGACCGACAAACCCAACAAGUUCUCCAUCGUCACCAGAGGAGCUGGUAUCGGUGGAUUGGGAGUUACGUUAGGAGGUGCUUGUGUGUGUGAAAUGUCCUGCAAAGAUAACAAAGAUGGCAGCUGUAAUGUUGAAUACACCCCGUAUGUGCCUGGACUGUACGAUGUCAACAUCACGUAUGGAGGACAGCACAUUUCCGGAAGCCCGUUUAAAGUGCCGGUGAAGGAUGUUGUUGACUCCAGUAAGGUGAAGAUCUCUGGGCCUGGUGUCAGUUCUGGAGUGAGAGCUAAAAUCCCACAAUCCUUCACUGUAGACUGCAGUAAAGCUGGUGUCGCUCCUCUCUCUGUGGCUGUGACUGGACCUAAAGGUAUAGCCGAACCAGUUGAAGUCACAGACAAUGGUGACGGCACACACACAGUGGCCUACACGCCGUCUGUCGAGGGCUCGUACUCCGUUGCGGUCAAAUACGCAGACGAGGAAGUUCCACGCAGUCCGUUCAAGCUGCGUGUUCAGCCCACUCAUGAUGCCAGUAAGGUGCGUGCCAGCGGCCCCGGGCUCACCACCGGCCUCUCGGCCAGCUUCCCAGUGGAGUUCACCAUCGAUGCCAAAGAAGCGGGCGAGGGCCAGCUGUCUGUGCAGAUCACUGAUCAGGAUGGUAAACCCAAAAAAGCCAACAUCCAGGACAACCGGGAUGGAACCUACAAAGUGUCUUACGUGCCGGACAAGGUGGGCCGUUAUACUAUUGUGAUCAAGUACGGUGGAGACGAGAUCCCGACUUCUCCAUAUAGAGUGAGAGCGACCGCUACAGGAGACGCCAGCAAGUGUACAGUCACAGGACCUGGCAUUGGGCCGACCAUCGGCAUUGGAGAGGAGGUCGGGUUUGCGGUGAACACUAAAGGGGCAGGGAAGGGCAAGGUCUCCUGCAUCGUCGUCACUCCAGACGGCACUGAAGUGGAAGCUGAAGUCAUCGAGAAUGUGGACGGGACCUUUGACAUCUUCUACACAGCUCCUAAACCCGGGACGUACGUUAUUUACGUGCGCUUUGGAGGGGAGAACAUCCCCAGGAGCCCCUUCAAAGUCAUGGCAACAGAUGAAGUUCCCAUGAUGCAGCAGCAGUCAGUCCAACAGCAAAAGGCAGCACCAGGCGUCGGCUUCCAGCCCUGGGUUACAGAUGGCACGUAUGUUCCUGCCAACAGUGUGAACGGGACGGGAUACAGGCCUUUCGAUAUGGUGAUUCCCUUCACCUUUAGGAAGGGGGAAAUCACAGGUGAGGUUCACAUGCCGUCAGGUAAAACCGCCCAGCCUGAGAUCAUCGACAACAAAGACGGGACAGUCACGGUGAAGUACGCGCCCACAGAGGCUGGACUCCAUGAAAUGCACAUAAAAUACAACGGGACACACAUCCCAGAGAGUCCUCUGCAGUUCUACGUCAACAGCUCAAACAGUGCUAACGUGACAGCGUGGCCGGGUCUGGUCUGUGGGACCGCCAAUAAAACCGCCGUGUUCACCGUCUACACUGAAGAUGCGUCUGAUGGUGGCCUUGAUUUGGCCAUUGAAGGUCCAUCCAAGGCUGAGAUCAACUGUGUGGACAACAAAGACGGCACUUGCACGGUUUCAUACCUGCCCACGCUGCCUGGAGAUUACAAUAUACUCGUCAGAUACAAUGACAAACACAUCGCAGGAAGCCCCUUCACCGCCAGGAUCACAGAGGACAACAAGAGGAAGUCCCAGGUAAAGCUGGGCUCCGCUGCAGACUUCUCUCUGGAUAUCAACGAGACGGAUAUCAGUCUGCUCACAGCGAGCAUCAAAGCCCCGUCUGGCCGCGAUGAGCCCUGUUUGCUCAAGAGGCAGCCCAACAAUCACAUCGGCAUUUCCUUCAUCCCAAGAGAAGUCGGAGAGCACCUGGUGAGCAUCAAGAAGAACGGCCGGCACGUUCCCAACAGCCCCAUCAGCAUCAUGGUGGUCCAGUCUGAGAUCGGAGACGCCAGCAGAGUCAAAGUCUUCGGUCAGGGUCUGGUGGAGGGAAGCACGUUCGAGAUGGCCGACUUUGUGGUGGACACAAGGGAAGCUGGUUACGGUGGUUUGGCGUUGUCCAUCGAGGGUCCCAGUAAGGUGGACAUAGGUGGAGAGUACAUGGAGGGGGGAUGUUGUGGGGUCUCUUGUUGUCCUACUGAGCCGGGUGGUAAUAUAGUGUGAGUAAGAUUUGCAGAAGAGCACGUCCCAGGAAGUCCGUUCAGCGUGAAAGUGAGCGGAGAAGGUCGUAUCCGCGAGAGCAUCACUCGGCGUCAGAAAGCCGCUUCCGUCGCUAGUGUUGGAAGUGUUUGUGAUCUCAACCUGAAGAUCCCAGGAAUCGACCUCCAGGACGUCUCGGCGCAGGUCACCAGCCCGUCAGGAGCCACAGAAGCAGCUGAGAUGGUGAUGGUGGGAAAUCACACCUACUGCGUGCGCUUCGUGCCUCACGAGAUGGGCGUUCACACGGUGAGCGUGAAGUACCGCGGGCAGCACGUGCCGGGAAGCCCCUUCCAGUUCACCGUCGGGCCGCUGGGAGAAGGAGGAGCCCGUAAGGUGCGAGCGGGGGGUCCGGGUCUGGAGAAGGCUGAGACGGGGGUGCCAGCGGAGUUUAAUGUGUGGACGCGCGAGGCUGGCGCUGGAGGUCUGUCCAUCGCUCUUGAAGGUCCCAGUCGUGCAGAAAUCUCCUUCGAGGAAAGGAAGGACGGCUCCUGCGGCGUCUCCUAUGUAGCUCAAGAACCUGGUAUAAACACACACACGAGUUUACAGUAGUGUGCUUCGUUUGGUGUGCUGUUUUUGGAAAGCAGCCCUUACCUGGUGCCUGUUUACGCUCCUGUGGACGACGCUCGUCGACUCACUGUUACCAGUCUUCAGGAGUCGGGUCUGAAGGUGAAUCAGCCGGCAUCAUUUGCGGUGCGUCUGAACGGAGCAAAAGGCCACAUGGAUGCUAAAGUUCACAGUCCGUCCGGAGCCCUGGAGGAGUGUGUGGUGUCUGAACUAGAGCAAGACAAGUACGCCAUCCGUUUCAUCCCACGAGAAAACGGCAUCCACGUCAUUGACGUGAAGUUCAACGGGACGCACAUCCCGGGCAGUCCGUUCCAGGUUCGUGUGGGAGAGCCGGGACAGAGCGGCGAUGCGGGCCUGGUCACUGCUUACGGACCCGGGCUGGAAAGAGGAACCACAGGUAACCAGGCAGAGUUUAUCAUCAAUAACACCAAAGCGGGGCCGGGAUCUCUGGGCGUCACCAUCGAGGGCCCGUCCAAGGUCAAGAUGGAGUGUCAGGAGUGUCCCGAAGGCUUUAAAGUGCACUACACACCAAUGGCCCCUGGAAACUACGUCAUCACUAUCAAAUAUGGCGGCCCCAACCACAUCACCGGAAGCCCAUUUAAGGCCAAAGUCACAGGGCCGCGGCUGGUGAACGUGACGAACGCCAGUGAGAUGUCCACUCUGAUGGUGGAUCCGGUGAGCCGGGCGAGCAGCGUCAACUCCUACAGCGCCUCUCCCAGAGCCGCGUCUGACGCCAGUAAGGUUCUCAGUCGAGGUCCGGGGCUCAGCAAGGCCUUCGUGGGCCAGAAAGCGUCUUUCUCUGUGGACUGCAGUAAAGCAGGGAAGAACAUGCUCCUGGUCGGCGUUCACGGUCCUCUGACUCCCUGCGAGGAGAUCCUGGUCAAACACAUGGGAAACAUGCAGUACAAUGUCAGCUACGUCUUAAAGGAGAGGGGCAACUACAUUCUGGCUGUCAAAUGGGGAGAUGAACACAUCCCAGGCUCCCCGUUCCAAGUCACCGUCCCAUAAUUCCCUGCGGUUAAUCAGAAACACUGCUGACGGAGAGAAAGACACUGUACAAAAACAACUAGAAGAGCUUCUUCAUUCUGUUGAACUUUGCACUUGAUCAGGUUUUUGACUGGAAUGUGACGUUAAUGGCAUGUUGUUAUGAUGCAUGAAUUGUACAUUACUUCUAUUUCUCAAUUUAGUUCAGCAUUGCAAGUCUAAAGAUGAGUGUUGAAAAGUUAAAAGACGGUGUAUGAACAAACCGAUCAGGGUUUCACGCCCAAACGUCUCUUUACUACUGAUAUUGACUCUAAUCGCUCGUCUCUUUCUAACAAAACUGACACUUUUAAUGCACAUAUUAUAACCUAUCCAUGUCUGUUUGAUUCUCAGUGCAUAAACGGAACUGUGAUGUUCACUCGCUCAUAAAUCAAAGCAUCAUGCAUCACUUCAAAUCAAGCGAAGUGCAUUCAUUGAGUGUAUUCAUCUCAACGGGUUUCAUUGAACAGUUUACAUAAAGCCCUAAAGACCAAAAGAUCUGAUUUUCUGGCUUUAUGAAGACGCUAAUACACAAAAGUCACAGUAAUAGAUUUAUGCAGGUCUUUCACGUUCUCUGUCUUAAUUCUGCUAGUUUUGAUACUCCAGUGGUGAAGUAUUUUGUAAGUGUUUUAAGGGCAAGAGGGGACAUUAACUGUAUUUUGUGUUUAGCCGUUGGUGCCUUAUUGUGAAACACGUGAAUAGAUUCGAUGUACAUUUUGCUUAUUAAAACUGACUGGAAUAAAGAAUUCAAGAUUAAAGAA
This is a messenger RNA of Cyprinus carpio (common carp), 8747 nucleotides long. RefSeq names its product filamin-B-like. Gene Ontology annotation, molecular function: actin filament binding. Gene Ontology annotation, biological process: actin cytoskeleton organization. Lineage: Eukaryota; Metazoa; Chordata; Actinopteri; Cypriniformes; Cyprinidae. The record is from RefSeq and is a predicted model, not a curated record.